CCACAUCCAGUGUAUCUCAGAUUUCCUUUUCAAGCCAUCUUUAAAAUGUCUUGAAGCAAUAAUUGUCAACAUAUACAACCUUUUACCCAGUUACUGUCAGUGGACUGACUGAAAGGAGGGGCAUGAGUCCCAUUCGUAGUUCAGUCGCAGCAGGACAACCUUCCAUUACCAUUUGAACGCAGAAACACAAACAGUGCAAGCACACCGCAUGAAAGAUGGCAGUUUUACUUGGUAGCUUCUCGACACCUUUAAUUGGAAUCAGCAUCUUCAUCGCUGCCCUGACCUACAUCACCUACAAGCUGCUCAGCGGUUACCUGCACAAAUGGUUUACACUGAAGCCUAUUCCACAAGCGGAGGGGACGUAUCUCUUUAUUGGAAAUGCACUGCAGUUCAAAACCAAUGCAGGAGAUUUCUUUCAUCAAAUUCAUGAUUUUACUCAUGAGUUCAGUGAUGCACCGCUGUUUAAACUCUGGGUUGGACCAGUCCCGUAUGUGGUUCUAUAUCAUGCAGAAACGGUUGAGACAGUUUUGACCAACAGUGUUCAUAUGGAGAAAGCUUAUCCAUACAGCUUCCUUCACCCCUGGCUUGGAACUGGCCUUCUUACCAGCACUGGGAAUAAGUGGCGUCAGCGGCGGAAGAUGCUGACUCCCACCUUUCACUUCUCCAUCCUGACGGACUUCUUGGAAGUGAUGAACGAGCAGGCAGAGAUCCUGGUGGAGAAUCUGGAGAAGCAGGCGGGGAAGGGUCCAUUUGACUGCUACAAUCACAUAACACUAUGUGCCCUGGACAUUAUCUGUGAAACUGCAAUGGGAAAGAAAAUUUAUGCCCAGAGUAAUUCGGAUUCAGAGUAUGUUAAGAGUGUGUACAAAAUGAGUGACAUUAUCAGCCGCAGGCAGAGGACACCAUGGUUUUGGCCUGACUUUGUGUAUAACUACUUUGGUGCAGGCAAAGAGCAUGACAAGACACUGAAGAUCCUGCACUCCUUCACAUACAAAGUGAUUCGUGAAAGAGCGGAGAAUAUUUCCAGUACUGAAUCAGACAAGGACUCUGAGGAGGGCCCGAGGAAAAGACAAGCAUUUCUGGACAUGCUUUUGAAGACCUCAUAUGAGGACGGCAACAAGAUGAGCCAUCAGGACAUCCAGGAAGAAGUGGACACCUUUAUGUUUAGGGGACAUGAUACUACAGCAGCCUCCAUGAACUGGGCCAUACAUCUGCUGGGCUCUCACCCUGAGGUGCUCCGCAAAGUUCAACAAGAGCUUCAGGAGGUGUUAGGUGAAUCUAAGCGGCCCAUAAACACAGACGACCUGAAGAAGCUCAAAUACCUUGAGUGCGUGAUCAAAGAGGCCCUGCGACUGUUUCCCUCUGUGCCUUUCUUCGCCCGCAACCUCGGUGAAGACUGCCAUAUCAAUGGUUUCAAGGUGCCCAAAGAUACCAAUGCCAUCGUCAUUACCUAUGCUCUGCACCGUGACCAGCGAUACUUCCCUGAGCCCGAGGAGUUCAGGCCUGAACGUUUCCUGCCUGAGAAUUCAGUAGGAAGACCUCCAUAUGCGUACAUCCCCUUCUCCGCUGGACUCCGCAACUGUAUCGGUCAACGUUUCGCACUGAUGGAAGAAAAGGUGGUCUUGGCGUCCAUCCUGCGCAAUUUUCACGUUGAAGCUUGUCAGACACGUGAAGAGCUGCGGCCGAUGGGAGAGCUGAUCCUACGACCAGAGAAGGGCAUCUGGAUCAAACUGGAGAAGAGGAAACCCGAGCUUUAGUCAAACUAGCACCUGCUCCAGUUUACAGAGGCUUUGCUCUGAAUUUAUCUUUCUUUGUGGUUUAUUUACAGCUCAUCCUUCCUAAUUCUAAUGUUGGUGGUCGCUGUGAUGAUUUCUAAAUACUCAGUGAGAGGUUUUUGUCUCCAAGCCACAAUUGUAAAAGAAACAACAUCAUGCUUCAAAUGAUAGAGAAGUUCUGUUUGUUUUUUUUUUUGCUGAGUGUAUGAUAAAUGGAUAAAUAUGAGACUAUACAUAUGAGGGUGAUGAAAUGCCUAAACCCUCAAACUCAGAGGUGCAGAACAAGGCUUAAUAACACUGUUUGUACUUAUUAAUUAUAUUUACAAACACAACAAAGUCUUUUUCAUUUGUGCAGCUGUUAAUAUUAAAACACCUGGCUGCAGUUUUUCCCUUUUAUGAGCACUUUCUAAUGUUUGUUGCUGUGUGUUUCCAAAAUGAUCUUUUUUGAUUCAUUUUGUCUUGUUUCAGUCUGACUGGGGAGGACACUUUGUGUAACUGAAGUACUGUGAUGCUGAAGAAACAAAUUCUCUCAAUAAUAAAAACAUACUCCAUAAUAUUAAA
This is a messenger RNA of Plectropomus leopardus (leopard coralgrouper), 2336 nucleotides long. RefSeq names its product cytochrome P450, family 4, subfamily V, member 2a (gene cyp4v2a). Gene Ontology annotation, molecular function: monooxygenase activity; heme binding; iron ion binding. NCBI's taxonomy places the organism in Eukaryota, Metazoa, Chordata, Actinopteri, Perciformes, Serranidae. The record is from RefSeq and is a predicted model, not a curated record.